AUAUUCACCUCCAUGUCAUGCACUCGCUUAACCAGCUGUUAUUAACCGGCUCCCAGCUCUCUACACACAUUGACACACGUCAGACAUGAUGGUCUAUUUUUCACAAAUCACAAGGGCACGAGCGGCAACGGGCAACAAAUAAAUACAAAUAUUAUUUUUUCAUUCUUAUAAACAAAAAUAUACUUCAUCAUGUCUCGAUUAAAAAGUGUUGAAGCUGAAGAUAAAAAAAUUUUUUCUAAAUCAUUCAUUAUCUGCUUGAAGUUAUUGAUGGAAAAAAAGUACUAUAUCAGUGAUGACAUAAGCAGCAUGAUGAUAAAUCAACAAAGUGAACCUUCAAAUAUUUUUAAUUAUUAUGGCAAUGAAAUGUACGAUGCUAUGUUAAAAAUUUUAGAUAAAAUCAUUUUAUCUAAUGCUAAUCACAUUGUUGAUGCGAGUAAUAAGUCCGAAAUUGGGAAGAAUAGUGAACCAAAUAGUGACCACAAAUUAGUUGAUGAGUUGAAGCAAUCUCAAAACAUAAUCAGAAAACCCAUGAUGAAAUUAAAUUUAAAUGUUGCUGAUGGUAGUACCAUUUUUAAAAAACAAACCUUGGAAAAUUCAAGCUAUGAUCAAUCCGAACAUUUUAAUGUUGCACAUACACCUGAAAUAAGUUAUAGCUGUGUCAAUAAGCGUCUAAAAACAGAUGAGCUUUCUAUUGACACUGAAAAUAUUCCAGGAAAUUAUGUAGAAGCCACUGAUAAAUCCAAUAACGAAGAAUCGUGGGAAAAGAAAAUAAAUUCAAAGUCAAACAAAAAAAAAACUAAUAAGCCUCCUGCUGUGUAUCUUAAUCGCAUUAGACCUUGUUUUAAAAACUUCCAAACUGUAUCAAUCAAAAAAGAAAAAUUAGAGCCAGUUGAAUCCAUCGAAACAGAAAUCUCCACUAAAAUUAUCGAACAAAACAAUACUAUAAAUAAUACACAUGACGUAACUAUUCUAAAGAAUAGGAUGUCUAGUGUGGAUUCAAUCACCAGUUAUAAGACCCCAGUGAAAAUAGAAAAUGAUGCUACAAUCAUUGAAAACCAGCAAACUAUCUCAGCAGACAUCUCAUCAUCAUCAUCAUCAUCAUCAUCAUCAUCAAUAACAACAGCAACCUCUGUUAUUUCAAAAGAUAUAUGUGAAAAGUUAAAAAACGAUGAAUGUCAAAAAGAGUCAUCUAUUCUUAAUACAUGUGAGAAAAGUAAUCAAAAAUUGAAUGAAACAAAUACUGUUAUUAAUGGUAAGGUGUUGCGCGUACGAAUUGAUAAAAUACCAUUGCAGUCAACGACUCGUCGAACGAGAAGCUCUUAUUAUGACAAAACUAAAGCUCAUCCAAGUAUUCCUGGUUAUGAAAAAGCUAUUAAAUCUGAUAAAAUAAAUGGGCGUCGGAAAAAGUCAAAUAUAAAUAACUUCAAAGAGAAUGAUAAAAGUGAAAUGAAAAAAAUAAUUCCUGUAGAAAAAUAUAUUAAGAGUGAAAAUAUUGUCACAAGUAACUGCAUGCCUUCAUAUGAAGAAAAAGUAAAAAUAGUUGAAAUGGCACAAAAAAAUCCUACCUGGUCAUUAGAAAUGUUGCGAGAAAAUAGUGGAUUUAAAAAAGUAUUUUACCGGGCUCAUAUUAAUAAAUGGGCCGAUGAGUUAAAAUACGGAGGAUCUUGUCGCGAAAAAUUAAAAGCUAUUGAUCAUUAUGUAAUAAAAAAAUGUAUUGAGCACCAAAAAAAAAAAGUAAAAAUGUCAAACCAUCAUAUUCGUGAGUGGGGAUUCGAAGCAAUGAGUCAAAUGAACGCUGACAAUAUUAAUUUUACGGCAGGUAAAAGCUGGUUAGGAAGAUUUAAAAAAAGAUAUAAUAUCACAGGAAGUUACACGGAUUUGAAAAUUGAUAACAAAUUAUGUAAAAAUACAGAAACAUCUUUUUUAAAAAUCAUUGAGCCAAAAGUUAAUAUCGUCAAACUUGAACGUAAGAAUUCAAUUCGCAAACCUAAAACUACUAAAAAAACCCGUAAAGAGAAUUUAGAAAAUAAAAAAACUGAUCGUUUGAAAAUUGAAGUUAAGCAAGAAGAACCACAAGAAGAAGAUGAAAGCAAAGAAGACAACAAUUGGGUUUAUAAUAAAUGCAUUGAGUAUAAAAAAAAUAUAAAGGGAAUAACUAACAUAUUGUUCAAAAAAUGGCAACGAGACGAUGAAAUUGAGGUGAAACUAAAUGACAAAUCGCAAGUCAACACUAGAAGUUGGACCAGCUGGUUUAAUGGUUCAAAAUAAAAUUAACUGAUGAGCUAUUCUUGAAAUGAUGAAGUUAUUUAAAACUAGAUGUAAACACAGGUAUGUUUUAUCAAAAAUCAUGAAGCAGUUUUUAAUGUGACGAAAAAAUGAAUUAAUAAAAAAUGAAUGAAUUAAAAUGAAAGUAUAAAUAGAAUUUGAGGUGUCUCACAUUCCUGAUAAAAUUGCUCUCUAUUAUAAUAAUUUAGUAUUAACUGAUAAUUAAAUACCAAUGGAGGUAAAAUUCUGAUCAUAAAACCAAUGAGCUUUUAUAAUUAAUUUAAAUGAAAUUGGUUAUCAAUUUUGUAGCUUGUAUAUUUAUUAGAUUUUUUUACAUUAUUAUUAUUGAAAAUAAUAAAGUACGUGAUUUCAGCAAUAUAAAAAAUACAUGAUAAACGAGUAAACUCGAAAAUUAUAAAAUUAUUGCAUGACAUAUUUUGUAAUGUAUAAAAUAAAAAAAAAAAAAGUAACUUAAAUAAAGAGUAAAAAAAAAA
Aphidius gifuensis is the source of this 2759-nucleotide messenger RNA. RefSeq lists its product as uncharacterized. Lineage: Eukaryota; Metazoa; Arthropoda; Insecta; Hymenoptera; Braconidae. The record is from RefSeq and is a predicted model, not a curated record. Bases 190 to 2268 code for a protein of 692 amino acids. The transcript has 4 exons.